Molecule: messenger RNA, 6861 nt
Organism: Pocillopora meandrina
Lineage: Eukaryota; Metazoa; Cnidaria; Anthozoa; Scleractinia; Pocilloporidae
Source: the annotation of a GenBank genome assembly
UCUUUAGCUUCAGAAAGCACAGAAGUUUACCUGACAGCGACAAUACAGGGGAACUGUAGCAGACGUUCAGAAGUUGCCGCGAAAUUUCCAGAAAUGGUUAGAUAAUCUACUUGAUCCGUAUACCGGAGUGUAUAGAAUACUGCCAUAAAAUUUAUCAUUAAAAGGGAAUCUUAAUCAAUCUGCUCUUAGACGAAAUCUCAAUAUUUCUGUAAAAACAAAACGACAUUUUGAACGAAACAAGUAUUCGAAUUUACAUUUCUUCUCUAAAUGUCCUUAUAGGCUUGUCAAAUUGCCUUUAAGUUUGGCUGCUCAUCUGCCAACACCGUGAACACCAGGUAAGGUGCAGUUUGUCUCAACACUGAAACAGCAAACGCUAACGCAAAUCUGUGUUCUGGAGCGAGGAGGAGCUUUAUCUCAGUUUUGCUCAUUUAAGUGUUAAAACUGGUGUUUCUGCUCUAAAAACUCUUAGAUAAUGCAAAAUAAUCUACAUUUGAAUUACAUUUUAUGUACUGUACAGCAAUAGAUUGACACAGAAUGACAUGAAUUAAUUUAUUUACCUUGGUUUAUUAGAUCAAAAAUACUCUUUUGGUUAAAUCUCAAUGUAUUUAACACUUAAAAGUCACUAAAGUUCAAAUAGAAUGUCGAAGAGGGCACCGUGCCGUAAAGAGCACGAUGGAUAAAUUAUGACUGAUUAUGCAAUUGAAGCCGUGUGGUUAUUCAGCUUUUGUCACGCAAGGUACGCCUUCGUCGAAUUGCUCUCGCUUCAAACUCUGUCCUUUCGGUUACAUACUUUGUUUAGCGCUGGAUUCUUUCUAAUCUUUAGGCUACUCAUUUUAUAAAAAGUCAGAAAAGACCACAAGACGCCUAUAUCUCCAAGUAUAACGUUGCGGAAAUUGAGUAUUGCGGGUUUCCUAAUUCAUAACCUGUUUAACUAUUACUCAAAUAACGUUAUUUAAAUUAAGGUAGCGACAAUUUUUUCACAGAACAAAGACAACAACAAGGUCCCAUAAUGAAAAUGUUAUUUAUUGUAACAAAUGGCUUUGUAUUGUAAUCGCAAUAAGCUUUUAAGGGAGAGAUAAAACAAAUAUUAGGAAAAGGUAAUGUAGUUAUAUUCUCUAAAUUUGACAAAUGUUUGAAUAGGUGAAGAAUGUAAAAGCGGUUCAAGAAACUACUUGCAAACCUAAAUGAACUCUUCCCACGAUUUCGUUUUGUUUAAUACAGACUGUAUAAUCAGUCAUAACUUAUGCGUCUUACUCUUUUCGGCACGGUGUUCGAUUCGGCAUUUUACUUCCUUCCCCCCUUACCUAGGUGUGGCAGUGUUGUUCUCGACUUCAUGAUGAGGUUCAAUCGAAGUGUGGUCGUCAGCAAUGUUUUGACUGUCCUGUUGGAUGCUGCAAGGCAAGACAAAUUCGGAGGUUUUAAAGUCGAUCCAGAAUCAAUUAAACAAGUUUUUAUACCCACAGACGACUCGGAAAGCACAAUAAAAGGUUAAUUUUACGAAUAAAUAUUAUUGUUAAAUGUUUACACGUAUUCGUACGAAUAUGGACUUUUUAGAAUUAUAUUCCGUAUCUGUUUAAUUAAACAACUCAAUACUGUGAGUCGUACGUCUCCAAGUUUUGUUUUUGUCGCUGUUGUUGUUUUUAUUCAAUUAAACAAAAUCUUACUUUUAAAAAUAAUUAUAGAGAUAGUAGCACCUUGCUUUUCCUUAAUACCUAGCCAAUUAGAGUUAACGGUUUUCGUUCAUGAGCGUAAGCUAUGUAGUGAGAGCAGUGUAUUGACCACGAUCACUGUAAAUGUUUUUUGAAUGUUACCUGAUCAAGCUUUGUAAAAUGAAUCAUUUUAGGUCCUGAGGAAUGUACCUGCCCAUCUAACAACGUCUCGUUAGCCAUAAAUGGGGUUCUUGCCUUCAUAAUCGUUCUUCUAAUUAUUUACAUAAUCUGGCUACAUAAGAAAGGUAGGUAAAAAAUCCAUAAUCUAUGAUAGAGGGUUUGGCUGCAAGAUUCAUUAUUAAGCAAAAGCAAAUCUUGACCCACAUUCACAUCGUUUGCCUUUUUUUCCUUUCGUUCUUUUCCAGGCGCUGUAGGUAAACAGAGGUAAGAAUUUGCUGCAACUUGGAUUGUGUCCUUGUAAUGUACCAGAUAUGGUAUCAUCUUAUAACAAACCUCCACUUAAAACUGAUGCAAUUCUCAGCUCGUCAUAAUUAUUUAUAUACUUUCUCAAUUGUAGGACUUAUGAAGAUAAAAGAGGUGUUUCCUACGUAAGUUACAGCCAAGACGUUGAGGUCAUUUUAGUGUGGCCAGUAAUUAUGUAAUCUCACUUUACCUCUACUCGCUAGAAGGAAAUAAAGGCUUAGAACAAAUAGGAAGGAAAAAAGGUGUAGUUCUACCAAAAAAGGCAAAAUGCAUUAGUGACAGGUACAAUAGAAUAUAGGAAGAAGUUUGACUCGAUAGGGUCUUUGUCCUGGGAUCAUGUCAUUUACCAAGCUACUCCAUGGAUUUUCCUUCGGUUGUUUCUGGGUCAAUUGCAUGGUUUCACUUCAUAGAUCGCUAACUGGUCUGCACCCGGUUGAUAUUUGUUUUGUAAAUAAUUUUUUUUUCACGCCGUUUUGGCCGUCUGUUUAUCUUGAUGCCUUACUUUCAAAGCGUUAGUCCAGGAGCUUAGUACAACAAGAGUUUUUUUUUCGUGUGUGCAUUUGUCAAAAAGUUGCACUACCAAUUGACGAUCCUCAUGUUGCAGUUUGUAGCUUCAGUGAAUAUGCUAUGAACCUCGAUCACUCCAUUGGACAUGAUAGCUUCAAUGGCAGAGAACAAAGUGUUAGUAAUAAUAAAUAUUAGUAAUAUUUAAGGACAAGAGAUUAUAAACUAUUAAUAAUCUCUUGUUAUGAAAUAAUAUAAACGCUUGUCUGAUGAAAACGGUAAACUGAUUUUUAUGAAAAUGUAGGAAAUUUUAUUGGGAUUAAUAACAGAUUUGUAUAUGAUACCUUAACGGUAUGUUGGUUUAAUAGAAUGAAACAGGAUUAGAAGAUAGCGAACCAAGUCUACCCGAUUCAGCAAAACUCACCCAGCCUCCUGCGGAAUACAUGGAUCUCAUAGAAGUCAACAAACAUGAUAGAAAAGCACAAAGUACCGCUUCAGGUGCUGAUUACGUGCCUCUUCAUCCGUUAACACGCUGCUGGGAAGUUUCAAGACACCACGUGACCAUAGAAAAAAUUAUUGGUAAAGGUGCUUUUGGUCAGGUUGCCAAGGGAACAGCAGUAGGACUUCAAGGGAGUCCUGAAGCGACCACAGUGGCUAUUAAGAUGCUUAAAAGUGAGUUCUUGAACUGUAAAUUGAAUGACAGUCGUGGCCUACAGUCAUAUACUGUUACCGGGUUACGUAACUUUUGGCUAUUUGUCAUUCGAUAACUUAUGUCGCUAUUCGACAUUUUGCAUAUUAUUUUCGUUAACCAAAUUUUACUCCUUGUUUUUAACGCUCCAGCAAACGCUACUGAAUCGGACAAGAGAGAUUUGAUGAAAGAACUUGACACAAUGAAGCAGCUGAAACCACAUCCUUAUGUCAUUAAACUUCUGGGAUGCGUUACAGAAUCUGGUAAGCUUUGAUUAUGAGGUCCAAUUUUGCUGUACACAUUUUGCAUCUGAUUUACUCUGUAACGCUUUCUCGUCAUUGAUAAUUUGCUUCAAUGGAAGAUUCACUGCUUCACAAUCGCGCACAAAAAACAACCAUCGCAUAUGGUAAUUUUAUCCUUUUUUAGCUAACAGCGACGCUCUUAGAUUUGCUGAUAGACGAAGACCAAAUAUCUGCCAUUGUACAAGCCAUUCUGUUGUAUGAGCAGAAUCGUUCUUUCUAAGGGAAUAUUUGGCCUGUAUCUUCUUAUGAGACCGUUACAAAGUUUUUCAGCUUUUCUUCGUAAAACUACAUCUUGUUUUCGUGCGAUUUCUUCAAAAGUAUUGAACCUGACUGUGCUAUUUAUUUAUUUUACUUAUUGCUAAUUUUUUUAGAGGGAGAAAUAUAUAAAUGAAACUGUUUAAUUUCUUCAGAACAGCUGCUGGUUUUGAUUGAAUAUGUGCCUUUUGGGGAUCUGCUGGGUUACCUGAGAAAGAGCCGUGGAUUAAAAGACACUUACUUCAAAGACCCGGAUAUCAAACCACAAACAAAUCUGACGUCACAGCAGCUGAUGAAGUUUGCUUGGCAAAUUGCUGAUGGAAUGAGUUAUUUGUCCUCAAAAUCUGUAAGUUAAUUACAAAGGCACCAAAGAAGAACAAUUUUAAAACCUUCUUGUAAGGUGUAUCGUCAUGUGAAGCUAUGUCUUGCAUAGAAUAAUAUGUCUUCACAAGAUCACGCCCGGGAUAUGCAAACGUAUUCUUACCGUCUCGUUGAGGCUGUUUCCGGGAACCCUACCAGUUUUGACGUCAUCACCAAAGUUAUAUUUCAGUGUGCGAAUGGCGAUAUUUGAGCAUCGCUGCAAGUGCACCUCAUCGAAAUUAAAUAUCUGGGUUUUUCUCGUGUAGGCAAAGGCAGAGAUGUGAAUGAAUAGGAUCUUUUAUUCAGCCUAAACUGAGUGUACAACGAAUAUCCAUUAUAGUGACAAGAAAGAAAAGGAAUUAAAACUUGAAAUUCAAAAAUUCGUCUUUGGUUGCUUAACUGCUACAUUACAGAAUCCUAUUUCGAAUAAAAUCUUAAGAUAAGCUUUCUAUGAAAUAAUUAGGUAUUGCAGAAAUGAAGUAGUUUGCUUCCCUUUGGAAGAUGGAGCAGUAACUAUAAUAAUUUUAAUUUUCUGCCAUCUGGAAGAAAGAGAAAUACACACACCAUAUUAUGUCGCUGGAUAUUUCUAUAUUCCUAUCUGAAUCAUUUCAUUUCAGUUCUUUUUCUUCUGAAAUCGCUAAUUUUUGCUCUCGUAUCAAUGCUUUCUUAGAUCAUUCACCGAGACCUUGCGGCUCGUAAUGUGUUGGUUGGACAAAAGGAAACUUGUAAAGUGACAGACUUCGGAAUGGCCAGAGAUGUGCAGCAGGAAAAUAUUUAUGAACGAAAGACUAAGGUAAUCAAGAAAGAGGGGAGGUGGGGGCGGUACUUCAUAUCGUUCAGUUCAAUUAUCUUUCACAAUCAUUGUUGUGAUAAAGCUGAUAUACUCCUGAUUUCGAUGACAAAAUCCUUGGAUGGGACCAUAAUGAAAACAGCCAUUUGUAUACGAGUAUAAUUUUAAAUAUCACUGUCUUUGACCGGUCGCUUCCUAUAAUUUUUUAGCUGUUUCAAAAAGUGAUAUUUGAAAUCUUUAGGGCCGUCUUCCAGUGAAGUGGACAGCUUAUGAGGCCUUGAUGUAUGGUAAAUAUACCACCAAAAGUGAUGUGUAAGUAUACCCGAUUAUUACCCGUAGCAAUUUUCCAACAAGUUUUACCAAUAGAAUAAGAGGAAGGGUAAGUUUUGGGCUCGGUAAAGAAAUAGAGAAAGAUGUUUUUCAUCCUCUCACGAGCGUUGGACAAUGAAAAUAUUCUUCACUCCCCAUGAGGAAUCGAACCUCAGACCAUCUGAUUCCGCGCUCCGAUGCUCAUACCACUCAGCCACAGAGACUCUACGACUCUAUUCUCUUGCAUACUGCAAGGGUCAGCAAUGUCGAUAGAGUCAUGUUUGUAAAUAAAAAUAAAAGAGAGAAUCGGAGCGCGGAAUCCGAAGGUCUGAGGUUCAAUUCCUCGUGGGGACUCAAAAUUUUUCCUUCGUCCCACAAUCGUGACAAGACGAAAAACAUCUUUCUCUAAGCUUUUAUCAGUUUCAAUCAAGACAUGAAUUCUAUGCUUUGUCAAAGAAUACAUACAUUUUAGCUGUCGUAUAAAAUGUUUAUGUCUUCAGUCACCCAAUAUAUAUUUGUUUGAUUUGUCUUUCUGCAGAUGGAGUUAUGGAGUUUUGCUGUACGAGAUUUUUACCAUAGGUAACAUCGAAUUGAGAUUUAUAAGGCCCUGUCUAUGUUUUUUGCUAUAUACCAUGUUCAAUUAAGCAAUGUAAGGUGUUCACUUAGACAAACGUAAAAAGCUUCAAACAUCAAAUGACAUGGGUGGUGUUUCAGUGAAGGUCGUUUUUUCGUCACAUUUAUAUUUCGAUGGUUUUAUGGCUCUUCCAGGUGGUUCACCUUACCCACGAAUUGAUGGAAGAAAAAUUGCAAACUUACUUCAGGAAGGAUACAGGAUGCCUAAACCACAACACGUUGAUGAGGAAUUGUAAGUGUUUUUUCAAUUCGUUCUCUCUCAUCCUACAAGGAAACGUUCUUUAAAUCUCUAACAGAUCAUUUGAACAAUACCAGGUAUCAGAUUAUGAUGAAGUGCUGGAAGAAUGACCCAGAUGCAAGACCAACUUUUACUGAAUUGAAAAAUCAGCUUAAGGACAUGGAAACCCUACACAAGGUGAGAAUUUUCUUCAACAUGAAAGUUUCUUUUGACGUUAGACCGACUAACUUAGGCUUAGCUAAUUAGGGUUUUAAACUUAAUAGCGUUUAGCUUAGAUAGCGUACUUUUUACGAAGUUGGGAUUGCAUCUUCUUGUUAUGUCACUGAAGCUAGCACUCCACGAAAAACAAGGAGGAAGCGAACUAGAAUGUCCUUGCGACAAUUGACUCAUUAUGGUUAUUUAAAAGAUGGUAGGAUUAUUGCAAAAUUGUAUUGAGACGCACAAAGAGCAGCAAACGACACCGUAAAAUACUUUCUUGAAUUUGUUUUGGUGUGAAAAGUUGACCACUUGGGAGGAUAAACGCUUAUAACGUAAGAGGAACACUUUUUUAAUGAUGUCAAUUAUUAUAUUAUUCUUUUCUGCAGAAGCUGAUCAACAUGACAAUGUACGACAAGCAGUUGUAUGCAAACGUCGAGGAUUUAAUGGUGUAG